Messenger RNA from Cryptotermes secundus, 2594 nucleotides. RefSeq names its product cationic amino acid transporter 2. Lineage: Eukaryota; Metazoa; Arthropoda; Insecta; Blattodea; Kalotermitidae. Gene Ontology annotation, cellular component: plasma membrane. Gene Ontology annotation, biological process: amino acid transport; transmembrane transport. Gene Ontology annotation, molecular function: amino acid transmembrane transporter activity. The record is from RefSeq and is a predicted model, not a curated record.
UUGCAGAACAGUUACAAAUUCAGCUACCCGUUAUUGUAAUGGCAUCCACAUGACAAAGGAUGAUUGGGCAGCUGGGAGAACUACUUCAUCUCAGGUGAACAUGUCUAUGUUCCAACUUUGUGUUUGGGGUAAGUUUAUCAAAUUUUCCAGAGGGACAUGAUUUUCUCUGCUUGAUACUUGCUUCAUGCUGGUUUCAGUACAAGGAUCUUGAAAUCCAGCCUGCCAUUCAUAGAACUUAGAAAGAAAGGUAAGUUCUUCUGUUGCCUAAUUUCAGUACUUGAUAAUUCAGAAUCUUUAUGGUGGGCACAAAAUAUCUUCUAUGGGUGCUAAUUCUGAAAUGUUUUCCUUUCCCUUCUAAACCAUCAGAUGUUUUUUAUCUUAAAUGUUUUUCAGUAAAUAAUGAAUGUCAGCUAACUUUAUUCAAUCACUAAUCUCUCAAUAUGACAUGUGGUUGUAAAAUUCAAGUAUACAGAGACUGUAGGAAUGUUUUUCUGAUUAAAAUUAUGAAGCUUCAAUACAGACUUUAUGAUAUAUAUAUAUAUAUAUAUAUAUAUCUAUAUACGUAUAUAACCUGGUUUUUGGAGGCAAUCACUGAGAGAUAAGUUGCAUGCGUCAAUGGAAUUGUUGAUACCUCUUUUUAUCAUGAGUUACAAUUGAAAUGUUAUCUCUAAUCGGUGUUUUGUCAGUAUAGUGACAGAUAAUUGACUAUCAUGAAUUAACUAUUGUCAUAUGUAAGUGCAACACAGACUUAAAUAUUCUUUUUCAAAAGCAUAAAUAACAUAAAAUAUUGCUGUCACAGUGAGCUGACUUAGUCUGCUGUGUGUUGUACAGAUUAAAGGCUUCUUUCACACUGACAAUGAGCGCGAUAGUUAAAUUUCUUCGGAAAAUGAAUAAGAAGAAAGUGUUCCAGGAAUCAGCAUUGGGUGAGACAAAGCUGGCACGGAAGCUGAAUGCACUUGAUCUUACUGCAUUGGGUGUGGGAAGCACAUUGGGCGUUGGGCUGUAUGUGCUGGCUGGUGAAGUAUCAAAAACUGUUGCAGGCCCUGCUGUGGUAUUGUCAUUUCUCUUGGCUGCUGUUGCUUCUGUUUUUGCAGGUUUAUGUUAUGCAGAAUUUGGUGCACGUGUUCCCAGGGCAGGUUCAGCAUAUAUUUAUAGUUAUGUCUGUGUUGGCGAGCUUGUAGCAUUUAUUAUUGGCUGGAAUCUCAUUCUUGAGUACUCAAUUGGAGCAGCAAGUGUGGCUCGUGGUCUGAGUUCAUACAUUGACAGUCUGACUGAUGGAGCAAUGAAAAGGGCAUUUAGUGAAUCUAUGCCAAUGGAUGUUGAAGUUCUUUCAAUGAAACUUGCAGAAUAUCCAGACUUCUUUGCUUGUGGCAUGACAUUGCUCUUUGUUUGUGCAUUGGCAUUUGGUGCAAAGGAAUCAUCAACAGUGAAUAACUUGUUCACGUUCUUAAAUAUAGGUGUGGUACUGUAUGUCAUUAUCACAGGAGCAUUCAAAUCAAAUGGAGAAAACUGGACUCUCUCUAAAGAAGAUCUGCCCUCUGGCAAUUGGGGUGAAGGUGGGUUCUUUCCAUACGGGGUCACUGGAAUGAUAAGUGGUGCAGCCACCUGCUUUUAUGGAUUUGUGGGUUUUGACUGUGUAGCAACGACAGGUGAAGAAGCAAAGAAUCCCCAAAAGGCAAUUCCUAUAGCAAUUGUGGCCUCACUGACCAUAAUAUUCCUUGCCUACUUUGGAGUCUCAGCUGUACUCACUCUGAUGGUCCCAUAUUACCUUCAGGAUGAAGAUGGCCCAAUACCUAAAGCAUUUGAGUAUGUUGGCUGGCCAGCUGCUAAAUGGAUUGUUAGUAUUGGAGCCAUCUUUGGCCUCCUUACCAGCCUGUUUGGUGCAUUGUUCCCGCUUCCACGCAUCAUUUAUGCCAUGUCAUCAGAUGGUGUUAUAUUUCGUUUCUUGGGGAAAGUUAAUCCUCGUUUCCAGACUCCAGUUGUUGGGACACUGAUAGCUGGAAUACUUACAGCUUUCAUGACUCUUAUAUUUGACCUCAAGGAACUGGUUGACAUGAUGUCUAUUGGAACAUUAAUGGCAUACAGCAUAGUGGCAGCUUGUGUUCUGCUUCUAAGGUAUCAGAGAUCUGAUGUAGAUGAAGAUCUUGACCACAGUACUCAAGACAGUUUAUGGAAAAAUAUCAAGGAAAUUUUAAUACAGAUAUUUAACUUCAGGAGGCUGAAGUCUCCUACCACCCUCUCUGGUGGAAUUGUUGCUUGGGAGGUGCUGAUAUUCUUUUUGGGGUCCUUGGCCCUCACUGCCUGCAUCGUGCAUGCUGAAGAGCCCUUGAGCAAUUCUGAACCAUUGGCAAUUUUUGGGGUUGUCUUCUUCUCAGUGUGCCUCCUGUUGAUCAUGGUUUCCAUUGGACUUCAGUCUCCAUCCAAGAAAGAGCUCUCCUUCAAGGUUCCACUUGUCCCUGUGCUUCCAGGCCUCAGUGUUGUGGUUAAUGUUUACCUAAUGAUGAUGCUAAGUGUUGAAACCUGGAUAAGAUUUGGUGUAUGGAUGGCUAUUGGUUUUAUAAUAUAUUUUGGUUAUGGAAUUUGGCAAGAAUGGC